Halichondria panicea is the source of this 1739-nucleotide messenger RNA. RefSeq names its product TNF receptor-associated factor 5-like. The record is from RefSeq and is a predicted model, not a curated record. Gene Ontology annotation, molecular function: protein binding; zinc ion binding. The coding region runs from base 110 to 1636 and encodes 508 amino acids. NCBI's taxonomy places the organism in Eukaryota, Metazoa, Porifera, Demospongiae, Suberitida, Halichondriidae. Gene Ontology annotation, biological process: regulation of apoptotic process; protein K63-linked ubiquitination; tumor necrosis factor-mediated signaling pathway. The transcript has a single exon.
GACUACUGGGAAAGCGUGAAUAACAAGUCACUGACGAUAUUCAUUAUCAUGCAGAGGAGGCGACACACCCUGUUUAGUUACAAGAAAAUACAAGACAAGUGAAUAAGAGAUGGCAGCACUGAACCCCAACAACCAGCAACAAGCUGACAAGAGAAUAAUAGGAUUUGAUUGUGAGUUUGUGGAACCUCCACCAGAACGGUUCGUCCAAUCAGAGUGUCCAGUUUGUCUCCAGAUCAUUCGAGAGCCUCACCAGGUCACAUGCUGUGGAAAUAAGUUUUGCAAAGCUUGUAUUGAACACAUCAAAGCUAAUAAAAAUUUGUGCCCAACCUGCAACGAGAACAUUUCAAGCUUUCCCGACAAAGGUUUGAAACGAUCGCUCUACAGCUUGAAAGUUCAGUGUAGCCACCAGAAAGACGGGUGUGAGUGGACGGGGGAACUGAGACAGCUUGAUGAGCACCUUAACACAGAUCCACAGCCAGAGAAACAACUCAAUGGUUGUCAGUUUGUCGCGAUUGAUUGCAUCUAUAACUGCGGGAACCAUCAGCAGCGAAGGUACGUUCAAAACCAUCAAAUUAAGGAUUGCACCAAACGUCCAUUCGAUUGUGAGCACUGCCGUGAUUACAAGUCUACCUACGAUGAUGUCACCAACAACCACUGGCCUGUGUGUGCGUCCUUCCCUGUCCCCUGCCCUAACCAGUGUGGUUCAACUAUCCAACGUCAGAAUAUAGACAGCCAUGUUGUCGAUGGGUGCCCCCUGACUACCAUCAACUGUGACUUGCAUCAUGUAGGCUGUGCUGUGAAAAUCCCUCGACAAGACAUGCCAGAACACCAGAGAGAGAACCUACUCACACACAUCUCUCUAUUGGCCUCCAGUCAUGCCAAGCAACAAACUGAAAUUAAAAACUUGGUUGAUGAAAAUAGAAUAUUACAACUAGGCAGAUCGUUUGACAGUAAAAUAGCUGCACUAAAAAUCAAAGUUGAGCAACAGAACACUACUAGUAAUGCCGAGAUUAGAUCUUCUAAAACGAACUUAACUGCACUACAAACCAAAGUUACCGCACUAGAAGAAGGAAGUAUGUUUCUCGCUUCCGAGCAAAACGCUGACAUUGCUACUUUAGUUGAGGAGAAUAAACAGCUAAGGAUGAAAAUUACUGAAUUGGCACCAUUGCAACAAAUGCUCACCGUGAACUCUAGAUUUCUUGGUCCCCCUGUCCUUACAAUGACCAAUUACCAACAGCAUAAGAGAGAUGACGACCAAUGGCACUCCCCUCCAGUCUACACCCACCAUCAGGGCUACAAGAUCUGUCUCAGAGUGGACGUUAACGGCAUAGGCACUGGUAAAGGAACACACGUCUCUGUGUUUGUGUGCUUCAUGAGAGGAGAGUUUGACGAUUCAUUGAAAUGGCCGUUUCGUGGUGUGAUUUCAUAUCAACUACUAAACCAGGUCGAUGGCAAGGAUCAUAAAACAUACACAAUCACCUAUGAUGAUAAAAUACCUAACACGUACUGUACCAGAGUGACAGAGGGAGAGAGGGGAGAGGGGUGGGGACACCCACAGUUCUUUGCUCACACUAAACUGGAGCCCAAGUAUUUACAAAACGACACCCUUCUCUUCCAAAUACACAAAGUGAACUGAAGUAGUUGCUUAAUUAGAAGAGUGAUGAUCACGUAUACACACAAACAAACCGUAGACAUAAGUAUUAUCUGUGUACUGAUUGCAAUUGUAUUUGUUUGGACUA